Manihot esculenta (cassava) is the source of this 2506-nucleotide messenger RNA. RefSeq names its product protein FAR1-RELATED SEQUENCE 11. The coding region runs from base 218 to 2272 and encodes 684 amino acids. The transcript is spliced from 4 exons. Gene Ontology annotation, molecular function: zinc ion binding. Gene Ontology annotation, biological process: regulation of DNA-templated transcription. The record is from RefSeq and is a predicted model, not a curated record. NCBI's taxonomy places the organism in Eukaryota, Viridiplantae, Streptophyta, Magnoliopsida, Malpighiales, Euphorbiaceae.
UGGAAACGAAGAAAGCGUACGUUAAGAAAAGAUGCGCAGGGAUUAUAAAAGGUCUCCAUCACCUCCCUGCGCAAAUUAGGGCUGGUCCUCGAUGAAAAUUCCGCAGUAGUUUCACACUUUACAACAAAAAUGUAUCUUGAUUGAUUGGGCAUGAAACAGCCUGUUUAUCUUGUUGGCAUGUUGGACACAGGUUUCUAAGUUGACCUCACAUAGGUUAAUGAGAAACAUGAUGUCUGAAGAGGCUGGACAGAUGCUUGUGGUUUAUGAUGAACCUUCAGAGCAACGAUCUCUGUCCUUGGAUGAUACCAGUAGCACAGAGGAAUCACCUGAUGAAACCAGACUAUCACUAGAAACUAGUAAUGAUGCAAUUCCAUAUGUUGGGCAGAGGUUUGCUACCCAUGAUGCAGCUUAUGAAUUCUACAGUGAAUUUGCAAGGCGAUGUGGAUUCUCAAUCCGCCGUCAUCGCACAGAAGGAAAAGAUGGGGUUGGCAAAGGACUCACGAGACGUUAUUUUGUCUGUCACCGAGCUGGAAAUACCCCUGUCAAAACUGCAAAUGAAAACAAGCCUCAAAGGAACAGAAAAUCCUCCCGAUGUGGGUGUCAAGCAUAUAUGAGGAUAAGCAAAACCACAGAGUUAGGGACACCAGAAUGGCGUGUCACUGGUUUUGCAAACCACCAUAAUCAUGAACUCCUAGAACCAAAUCAAGUUCGUUUCCUUCCUGCAUAUCGAACCAUAUCAGAUAUGGACAAGAGCAGAAUUCUCAUGUUUGCCAAAACAGGAAUUUCGGUGCAGCAAAUGAUGAGGCUCAUGGAGCUUGAAAAAUGCGUGGAGCCAGGAUAUUUACCAUUCACUGAGAAGGAUGUGAGGAAUUUGCUUCAGUCCUUCAGGAAAUUGGAUCCAGAGGAUGAAAGCAUAGACUUAUUAAGAAUGUGCAGAAACAUCAGAGAGAAGGACCCCAACUUUAAAUUUGAAUAUACACUUGAUUCAAACAAUAGAUUAGAGAAUAUAGCUUGGUCAUAUCCAUCAUCAAUCCAGUCAUAUGAGAUCUUUGGUGAUGCAGUGGUGUUUGAUACAACUCAUCGAUUGACUGCAUUUGACAUGCCUCUUGGGAUAUGGGUUGGAGUGAACAACUAUGGAAUGUCAUGUUUCUUCGGCUGUGUGCUUUUACGAGAGGAAAAUUUGAGGUCAUUGUCAUGGGCAUUGAAGGCAUUCUUAGGGUUUAUGAGUGGGAAGGCUCCACAAACAAUUCUAACUGACCAAAAUAUGUGCCUUAAAGAGGCAAUAGCGAUGGAGAUGCCGACAACUAAACAUGCACUUUGCAUAUGGAUGAUUGUAGCAAAGUUUCCAUCCUGGUUUAAUGCUGUUCUGGGAGAACGUUAUAAUGAGUGGAAGGCAGAAUUUCAUCGACUCUAUAAUCUGGAGUCCGUUGAGGAUUUUGAACUGGGUUGGAGGGACAUGGUUAACUCUUUUGAGCUGCAUAACAACAGGCACAUCACAAACUUGUAUGCCUUGCGGACUCUUUGGGCAUUACCAUACUUGAGAAGCCAUUUCUUUGCAGGAAUGACAGCAACUGGGCAUUCAAAAUCAAUUAAUGCCUUCAUCCAACGAUUUCUGAGUGCACAGACUCGGCUUGCACACUUUGUGGAACAAGUUGCUGUUGCUAUAGAUUUUAAAGAUCAAGCUGCCGAACAGCAAACAAUGCAGCAGAAUCUCCAAAACAUAUGUCUAAAAACAGGGGCACCAAUGGAAUCCCAUGCCGCCUCAGUCCUUACACCGUAUGCCUUCUCUAAGCUCCAGGAACAACUUGUUUUGGCUGCCCACUAUGCAUCAUUCCAGAUGGAAGAUGGCUAUCUUGUGAGACACCACACAAAACUUGAGGGAGGCCGGAAAGUAUAUUGGGUUCCUAGGGAAGGCAUCAUUAGUUGCAGUUGCCAUCAGUUUGAGUUCUCUGGAAUUCUCUGUCGACAUGCUCUCCGAGUUCUUUCCACAGGAAAUUGUUUCCAGAUUCCAGAAAGGUAUCUCCCCAUCCGUUGGCGUAAGAUCAGCAUAUCCCCAGCAAAGCCUCUUCUUAAUUCUUCAAAUGAUCAUGGAGAAAGAAUGCAGUUAUUGCAGAACAUGGUAUCAACUCUAAUAACUGAAUCGUCAAAGUCGAAAGAAAGGAUGGAUAUUGCCACGGAGCAAGUUUCGAUUCUUUUAUCUCGUAUCAGGGAGCAGCCAAUUCCAGGAUCACACGGUGUGAGAGAUAUUGCUACCAUCCAUCGAAAUCUUUAGCCUAAAAAGAAUAUUUCUUGAACAGUAGCUGCCUCAGGGGAAACAUGCCAACACUUGAAAAAAAAAGAGAGAAUUUUGGAUGCUCAUGUUAUAUAUGUGAUCAUAAUUUUGUAGCUGUGGUUCAUGCAAACAUACGAUCAUACAUGGUUUUGUAUUUUCCUGGCAUCAUUUUUCAUGGGGGGUUUUUGUGAAGUCACUGUUAAAUAUAUAAAAUAGAAAAAUGGAUUUUUGUUA